This is a messenger RNA of Psammomys obesus (fat sand rat), 1060 nucleotides long. RefSeq names its product deleted in primary ciliary dyskinesia homolog (mouse) (gene Dpcd). The transcript is spliced from 6 exons. NCBI's taxonomy places the organism in Eukaryota, Metazoa, Chordata, Mammalia, Rodentia, Muridae. The coding region runs from base 60 to 878 and encodes 272 amino acids. The record is from RefSeq and is a predicted model, not a curated record.
GGCAGUUGCCAUGGCAGUUGCCAUGGCAGUGGCCGGGCGCGUUUCUGGGCGGAGAGAAGAUGGCGGUGACUAGCUGGCUGGAGAGUUUGCGGUCGGCGGAAAAGACGGCGCUGCUGCAGGAUGGUAACUCGUGCUCCCCGACCCAGGGCGGGCCUGGCGCCGCCGACCCCAGGGAGGGCCUCAGCCUGGGUGGGCACAGCUGGAAGUGUAGCUGGCAGCCGUCUCGCCAGCUUCCUGCAUUUGCAGAGGAGGAAACUGAGGCCCAGCGAGUCUCCGGUCACCAACCUCUAAUUUUCCUUACACCAUCUCGCCGCGCUCAGAGUUUUGUUGGGAAGAGGAUGGUGCACUAUUUGUUCCCCGACGGGAAGGAAAUGGCGGAAGAAUACGACGAGAAGACAAGUGAGCUACUUGUGAGAAAGUGGCGUGUGAAAAAUGCCCUGGGAGCCUUGGGCCAGUGGCAGCUUGAAGUGGGAGAGCCAGCACUCUCAGGAGCCGGGAGCCUGGGAGCCGAGCUCAUCAAGGAGAGUAGUGCCAAUCCCAUCUUCAUGCGCAAGGACACCAAAACAAGUUUCCAGUGGCGGAUUCGAAAUCUCCCCUACCCAAAGGAUGUGUAUAGCGUCUCUGUGGCUCAGAAGGAGCGCUGUGUCGUUGUUAGGACAACUAACAAAAAAUACUACAAGAAGUUCUCCAUUCCUGACCUGGACAGACACCAGCUUCCUCUGGACGCCUCUGCCCUGAGCUUUGCUCAUGCCAACUGUACCCUGAUAAUCUCUUAUCAGAAGCCAAAGGAGGUCGUGGCAGCUGAGUCAGAGCUACAGAAAGAGUUAAAGAAGGUAAAGACAGCCCACAGCAGCGAUGGGGACUGUAAGACCCAGUAGCUGUCGUGGGCCUUGCACCUGCAGUGUGGAGGAGCCAUGAGACUUCCAGGCUUGCGCAUUUCUGCACGGGCAGCCUCAGGUCUUCUGAGAACUACAGUGUCCACGGAGCUGGAUGCCGGAGCGCAGCCCACUUCUGCCCGCAGCCUUGUUGCUGAGUAAAGUCAUUUGGAGUUGCUCUAAAA